AUAAAUUUGGAAGGAAAUGAGCCAAUUCGCUGUCGCUGGUUGAUUUAUCCACUCGAGAAUUUGUAGCGCAUUUUUUGUACGAUGGUUAAUGGAAAAUCCUAAACGUUUUUUCGGUAUUUAAGAGUAGACAGCAGCGCUCAGGAACGCACGUUACUAAUUUGAAAAAAUGCUAAAAAAAAUAACGAUUUCGUAAAAUUUUGGUACAGUUGUUCCACAUCAUCUCAGGCUGAAAUGUCAGCGGUCAGCUGGCGGGACUACGCGGACACCGUGCUGUCGGAGGGGCAGUAUGCUGACUGGGCGAUUGUGAACCUUCGCCGACGUAAGGUUUUGGCCGCCAAACGAUGGGGCUGGCUGGAACACCUGACCCGUCAAGAAGUGAAGACUUUGCUGACAGGUGACCGAGAGGCCAUUCAGACCCAAGGCCUUACUCUCGGCGGAAUGCAGUGCUCAGUCAUCCGGGACAACAUGGGCACGCCCGGUGAUCGCUCGAUGGACCUCCGCACGAAGCCGAGGCCCGGCCGUGGCGUGGCAGUGUGCCGCUCCAGACGGGUCCUCGUUCUGCUCGUCGGUCAGCGCGGCGUCCACAGUGCUAUCCUCCAUCAGAUGGCACAGAGGAUAGCUUCUGAUAUCGACAACGACGAUUCACAGAUGAUCCAAUAAGCCAAGUCCGUGCAUUUCUGGAGUUUUAGCUUUUAAUGGGUUCUGAGAUGUAUAAUACUUACAGCAAGCGAUCCUUGUGUAAUAUCAAUAAAAGAGUUCUGGAAAACUAA
This is a messenger RNA of Brienomyrus brachyistius, 770 nucleotides long. RefSeq names its product profilin-2-like. NCBI's taxonomy places the organism in Eukaryota, Metazoa, Chordata, Actinopteri, Osteoglossiformes, Mormyridae. Gene Ontology annotation, molecular function: actin binding. The record is from RefSeq and is a predicted model, not a curated record. Bases 232 to 660 code for a protein of 142 amino acids. The transcript is spliced from 2 exons. Gene Ontology annotation, cellular component: cytoplasm. Gene Ontology annotation, biological process: regulation of actin filament polymerization; positive regulation of actin filament bundle assembly; actin cytoskeleton organization.